This is a messenger RNA of Acyrthosiphon pisum (pea aphid), 4863 nucleotides long. RefSeq names its product ATPase phospholipid transporting 8B (gene ATP8B). Gene Ontology annotation, biological process: Golgi organization; phospholipid translocation. Gene Ontology annotation, cellular component: plasma membrane; trans-Golgi network. Gene Ontology annotation, molecular function: ATP binding; ATPase-coupled intramembrane lipid carrier activity; ATP hydrolysis activity. The coding region runs from base 827 to 4453 and encodes 1208 amino acids. Lineage: Eukaryota; Metazoa; Arthropoda; Insecta; Hemiptera; Aphididae. The record is from RefSeq and is a predicted model, not a curated record. The transcript has 22 exons.
GAAACAAUAAGAGAACCUUAAGUCUUUUUACAAUCGAAAUUCACUUUUUUUGUCACACAACAAUUAAAAUACUUCAAAGACAUAGAAUACAUCACGUGCACCUGCGUAGUAAUUAUUAAUUUAUUAGUUUUAAUUUAAAUUUAUAUGCACACAUUAUAUUUAUUUUUAAUUUUCAACCCUUCCUUUUUUUCCCUUUACGCCGUUGACCCCGUUUUACUUAAAACAAUAUAUUAUUAUAAUAUUAUGCUUGCAUAAUAAUAAUAUACGCGUGAAAUAUGAGUAAAGACGUAUUUUUCUCCACGUCUUGCUCCCCCAAAAAUCAAAAUUAAAAACCCACGUACCUAAUUCAGCAUUUCAGCGUAUAGAUUAUCCAAAUAUCAUAAACAUUUUACAAAAAGAACGACUGCAUUUAAUUAUUUGACGUCGCGUGUAAAAUUGUUACGUUUAGUUACCCAUCGAUUGAUUUUCAUACCGUGUAUAUAAUAAAAUACGCUUGUUAUAUUUGAAAGUUAGUGAUAAAAUAUAUUUAUAAUAUGGUGGUUGGCAAAAAAAAUAUUCACAACAUACGCAUUGUGUGUUUUUUUUUCCAUAUUUAUUUUUUUUACAGCAGAUAUUAAAACAGUAAUAUGUGGUUACGACGGGUGGCCGUGUGGUGGCGGUUGGGUUGGUGGGGGGCGAGUUGUGGGAACGGAAAGGGGUAUUUUUUUUUGUCAAACGCCCCCCCCCCUUUGCGUGCACUACGUUUGGGAGCGUGACAGUUCCUCGUCAGUGGGCCUCCAGUGAGUACGCGUACUGUGGACGUAAAACACCUCAAUGAGACUACGGAAUGAUCUCGAAUGCUUCAGAAAAAGAACGCUUUAUCAAAGCAAACGAUUCGACUUACAACGCUCAGUUCAAUUAUGCGACAAAUUACAUAAAAACAUCGAAGUACACAUUGUUGACGUUCCUGCCUCUGAAUUUAUUCGAACAAUUUCAGCGGCUAGCCAAUUUCUACUUCCUGUGCCUGAUGAUGUUGCAGAUGAUUUCGAUUAUAUCAUCAUUGACACCCAUAACCACUUCGAUACCACUGGUCGGCGUGCUAACGAUCACUGCCAUCAAAGACGCCUACGACGAUUAUCAAAGGCAUGCCAGCGACGACCAAGUGAACAACCGCAUAUCGAAGACUGUCAGAAACGGCCAUGUAGUGAACGUGAAAUGGAAGGAUGUGCACGUGGGGGACGUGAUUUUAAUGGAAGACGGGCAGUUCGUGGCCGCCGACGUGUUGCUGCUGUCUACGAGCGAGCCAAGUGGUCUGUGUUUCAUAGAAACUGCAGAAUUGGACGGUGAAACCAACCUCAAGUGUCGGCAGUGUUUGGCCGAAGUGGCGGAUCUUGCACACGAAGUGACGGACUUUGACGGCUUCAUUCGGUGCGAAACCCCAAACAAUUUGCUCAAUAAAUUUCACGGCGUUUUACAGUGGAAUAAAAAAGAAUUGAUUUUAAAUAAUGAUCAUAUUAUUCUAAGAGGAUGUGUUCUAAGAAACACGGAAUGGUGUUAUGGGAUGGUGAUUUUUGCCGGGAGGGAAACGAAACUCAUGCAAAAUUCAGGAAAGUCAAAAUUCAAGCGGACUAAUAUUGAUCGGCUGCUCAACUUUCUCAUCAUUGGGAUCGUAUUGUUCCUUUUUUUACUCUGCCUGUCUUGUAUGAUCGGGUCUGUCUACUGGGAAUUCAAAACCGGUUGGUAUUUCCAGACGUAUUUACCCUGGGAUUCACUGGUACCGUCCGACAAGAUAGCCGGAUCUAUUACCAUAGGGACUUUGGUGUUUUUUUCGUACGCCAUCGUUCUCAACACAUUAGUGCCAAUUUCUUUAUAUGUAAGCGUUGAAGUAGUGCGUUUCGUGCAGAGCUUUUUUAUAAACUGGGACGAAAAAAUGUAUGAUAAACAGUCUGGUACCGCAGCUAAAGCUAGAACUACGUCACUCAACGAAGAACUCGGACAGAUUCAGUAUAUAUUUUCAGACAAGACUGGCACAAUGACCAAGAACAUCAUGACGUUUAACAAGUGUUCAAUAAAUGGUAUUGUUUACGGUGAUCAGAACGAAAUCCACUAUGGAAAAUCUGACGACGUUAUUAAGACGUACAUGGACAAACAGACGCCUUCCGCAGUCAUCAGGAGUUACAACAAUACGCACUACAAUAAAGUAGAUCAAGGUGUCAGAAGAGUAACUAUAAAUUCUACGUUGCACUUGGUUGGACCACCUCCGGUAGAUUUUUCGUGGAAUCCUCAGUACGAAUCCGACUUCCUGUGGUAUGAUCAGAGUCUAGUAGACGCCGCACGGCAAUUCAAUAACGAAACGGAAAACACAGUGGUUACAUUUUUUGAAAUAUUGGCUUUAUGUCAUACGGUCAUGCCUAGCUGGAAAAACGGAAUUUUAAAAUACCAAGCUCAGUCGCCCGACGAGUCAGCACUUGUUUCGGCGGCUAGAAACUUCGGUGUCGUCUUCAUAGAGCGAACUCCGAACAGCGUGACGAUCGAGAUCAUGGGCGAAAUCAAAGUGUAUGAACUCCUAUGUAUUUUGGAUUUCAACAACACCAGGCGCCGCAUGUCCGUGGUAUUCAGGGAAAAUAGUAAAAUACGUCUUUACUGCAAAGGGGCGGAUAGUGUGAUAUUCAACCGUCUGGAACCAGGAAACGACGAAUACAAAGCUACGGCCUUGCAACAUUUGAAUGACUUUGCAGGUGACGGAUUACGUACGCUUUGCUGUGCGGUCAGGGAUAUUGACGAUGAGUUUUUCGAUUCGUGGAAACACAAAUACAUGGAUGCUGCCGCGGCCCGGACCGACAGGGAGGAGAAGCUCGAUAACGUCUACGACGAAAUAGAAACCCAUCUGAGAUUAAUCGGUAUCACUGCUAUCGAAGACAAGUUACAGGAUGCCGUCCCUAAGACUAUAUCUAACUUGCUCAUGGCGGGAAUGUAUAUUUGGAUGCUCACCGGAGACAAACAAGAAACCGCCAUAAAUAUUGGGUACUCUUGUCAACUACUAAACGACGAAAUGGAACUAUGGAUAGUUGACGGCAACACUCAGGAUCAAGUAGAAUAUCAGCUCGACCAGUGUAACAAUUCGCUUUUGGGCGUUUCGGAACAACACCGAUCGGAAAGAAAUAGUAUGGCUACGAGUGUCGUACGAUUUAGCGAACCCGAUGACGUUGAAAUGCAAGAUAAUGAAGAACGUGUGUACGCUUUAGUCAUCAACGGCCAUUCAUUGGUUCACGCAUUGCACACCGAGCUCGAGUAUAAAUUUGUGGAAUUGUGCACAAAAUGUAAAGCGGUAAUUUGCUGUCGAGUAACACCUCUUCAAAAAGCAAUGGUGGUGCAGCUCAUUAAAAAAUACAAGAAAGCUGUGACGUUGGCAAUAGGCGAUGGUGCUAACGACGUUUCAAUGAUAAAAGAAGCUCACAUAGGUGUUGGAAUUACUGGCCAGGAGGGAAAUCAGGCGACACUGGCAUCUGACUAUUCUCUAGGCCAGUUUCGAUUCUUGGAAAGAUUGCUACUGGUCCACGGCAGGUGGUCGUACUAUAGAAUGUGCAAAUUCUUGCGUUAUUUCUUCUACAAAAACUUGGCAUUUACUCUUUGUCAUAUUUGGUUCGGAUUCUUUUGCGGUUUCAGUGCUCAGACGAUUUUCGAUCCUUUUUACAUAUCCGUUUAUAAUAUGUUUUACACCGCACUGCCAGUACUGGCAAUCGGGGCUCUGGACCAGGACGUCAAUGAUUCAAAAAGUAUCAUGUACCCAAAACUUUACACGCCAGGAAUCCAAAAUAUGUUUUUCAACACUAAAGAAUUUUUUAAGUGUGCGGCUCUUGGAACGUACGCUUCGCUAGUGAUAUUUUUUGUACCUUAUGGUGCCUAUUUUUAUGGUAUGACCUCGAAUGGAUUGAACGUUCUAGAUCACAUGUACAUGGCAGAAGUCGUUGCGAUGAUUCUGGUCACUGUCAUGACCGUACAGGUAGCUUUUGAUACAUCAUACUGGACUGUGAUUAACCAUAUCGUUAUCUGGGGAUCUUUGGCACUAUUCUUCAUUGCUGAAUGGAUUUAUAACUAUCUCAUCGGAGGAAUCUACGUAGGAUCUUUGGCAAUGGCAAUGCAACAACCAACAUUUUGGUUGGUAACAUUACUCGUUGUGGUUGUAAUUGUGAGCCCUGUGGUUGCUUGGCGUCUGUAUUUUCUGGAAACGAGGCCUGUUCUUACGGAUAAACUCCGAUUGAAGCAACUGAGGCAACCGAGGCAAGUAUCGGGAACUGGAACGAGAUCGAUGUCAGUGAGGCACAAACGACGUUCGAUUAGGUCAGGGUAUGCAUUCGCUCAUCAAGAAGGAUUUGGGCGACUGAUUACUAGUGGAAAAAUAAUGAGAACGCCAAGGAAUAGUGAAACGUUUAUUGAUCGAAAAAAUUCGAAUAUAUCUGAUGUUACUAUAUAACGUUAAAAGUACAAUUUUUUUGUCAACUUAAUAUUAUUCUUAUAAAUAGAAAAGUGUAUAUUUUAUUGUUUUAUUAUCAUAUCAUAUACAAUUUUUAAAUGUUUCAAAUUAUAUAUGAUUGUAUCAAAAAAAUUAAUUUGGUAUAUAAACUCUCUCAAACUAGUCAACCAUUAAACUGUAUACCAAAAAUUAAGAAUAAUUUGAUAUGAUUAAAUUUUUACCAUAAUAUGUGAUAAACAUUUAAAUUAAGCUUUUUAGUUUUAAUAUAAAUAUAAUAUACUUAUACAAUUUGUAUCAUUGUUACCAGAAUAUUAUUGUUGGGUAUUUUAUAAAAAAGUAACUAUAAAAUAGAAUUCUACAUUUUUGUCUAAAUGUUAUCGCAAUUAUUACAUCAAAAGAUAAUAUGGAAA